GGCUCUUCCAAAUGCCAAGCUCUCUGAUACGUCUGGACUCUGGACUGCAGUUUCAUGUUUCAUCCCCAUCUUCUCACGAUGCAUGCACAUACAUACAGAGCACAUAUCCUAUGUAUAUAACAGAGUUCUCCAUCAUCUACAAUUCUACAUGAUUACAUUUCUGCGUUUUCUCUGAACCUUCAUCGACCAUCAUCAAUGGCGGGUCUUUUCACUUCACUGAGGGUGAGAACCAGACCCAUAUCAACCUCAUCGUCUUUCCCCUCCCAGUCUUCUCCCAGCGCCUCCGCAUCGCGCCUUCUCCUAUUACUCACUAUUCUCUCAUUGUCUCUGGCGGCUUUUGCAUUCAUCUUGCAAUGGAGGGGCGGGUUCCCUGACCCGACAACCCAGCAGUUACCCGCUGACGACUUUCGACCGCCCCGUCGCUCCUUACCCUCCUCCUCCGACUGCGGCGGAAUUCUCUCUCAGUCGCGGACCCUGUCGUUUCCUUACUUCAGGGAUUGGAAAUUCAACUUCGGGUCAUCUUCCGAAUCGGAGAUCAGUCCCAAGAUAUGCAUAACUUCAACUACAUCUGCGGGCUUGGAGCAAACAUUGCCAUGGAUAUAUUACCAUAAGGUUAUUGGUGUUGCAAGGUUUUUCAUGUUUGUGGAGGGUAAAGCUGCUUCCCCCCAUGUGUCAAAAGUUCUUGAAUCUAUUCCGGGAGUAAGUGUCAUAUAUAGAACAAGAGAACUAGAGGAGAAACAAGAGAAAAGCCGGAUUUGGAAUGAAACCUGGUUGUCAAGCUUUUUCUACAAACCUUGCAACUAUGAGUUGUUUGUCAAGCAGUCCCUUAAUAUGGAAAUGGGGAUUGUAAUGGCUCGGGAAGCUGGUAUGGAUUGGAUAUUCCAUUUGGACACCGAUGAGCUAAUACAUCCAGCUGGAACACGCGAGUUUUCAGUGAGAGAGCUCUUAGCAGAUAUUCCUUCUCAUACUGAUAUGGUUGUCUUUCCAAAUUAUGAGAGCAGUGUUGAGAGGGACAAUAUAAAGGAACCAUUUAGUGAAGUAUCAAUGUUCAAGAAGAGUUAUGACCACCUGAUUAAGGAAACUUACUUUGCAAACUACAAGGACGCAACCCGCGGCAAUCCAAAUUACUUCUUGACUUACGGGAAUGGGAAAUCAGCUGCCCGUAUUAAGGAUCAUCUUCGCCCUAAUGGUGCUCACAGAUGGCACAACUAUAUGUACACUCCCUCUGAGGUGAAGUCGGAAGAGGGAGCUGUUCUGCACUACACAUAUCCCAAGUUCUCUGAUUUGACAUCAAGGCGUGAUCGUUGUGGUUGUAAGCCUACAAAGGAAGAUGUUAAAAGAUGCUUCAUGCUUGAUUUUGACAGAGAUGCAUUUAUCAUAGCUUCAACUGCAACAGAAGAAGAGAUGCUUCAGUGGUACAAUGAACAUGUUGUUUGGAACGACGGGGAGCUUAAGCAGAAGCUUUUGAAGAACGGCAUGUUGGUUAGGAUACACACUCCCAUGGUUAUCAUUCAGAACAUGAGAGAGUCUGGGGUUUUCAGUUCUGUCAUUUCAAAAGCUCAGGGAGGAGGAGGAGUCAAGUUGAGAGAAGAGUCUUUACUGUCAAGUCAGAAGAUGAUGAACUCCUCUGGCUUUUCUUCCAGGAAAGUGGGACAUGGGUUGGAAUCUCAAACAACUGCAAGGAAAGCUCUAGCGCUUGGCUUGAGAGAAGAUUCUGAUUCUGAAUCUGGUGCAGUUCCACCCCAAUCAUCUCCUACAUUGGAUGACAUUCUUCUUGACAUGUAGUUUUUUUUUUUUUGAGAAAAGAAAGGGAAAAGAAGAAGAAGAAGAGGUGGUGUGUACAUUUUAGAUAUUUACAGGCUUAGAUUAGUGUUAGUGGUGAGGUAUAGGCAAAAAGUAUUCAUUCUAAGUG
Molecule: messenger RNA, 1912 nt
Organism: Cuscuta europaea
Lineage: Eukaryota; Viridiplantae; Streptophyta; Magnoliopsida; Solanales; Convolvulaceae
Source: the annotation of a GenBank genome assembly